AAUUGAAGUGAAAUAUAAUAUAAUAUAUAAGACUUUUAGAUAUGAAAUUCUUAUUGUUUUUUAUGUUAGUAUGUUUAAUUAACGUCAUGUACCCAUUAAACUUGAAUAUAAAUUCUGAAUCAGAUCAAUCAAACCAUUAUGAGGAUCGCUAUGAUAAUCAACUAAAAAGAAGUUUUUCGAAUAAAAAGUUAUCGGGAUUUUUGUACAAACGUAAAAGUCUCAUUGAUUCACCGAUUAUUGAAAGAGAAUUGGACUCUACAAGGCCAUCAUAUGAAUUCCAUCUAUGCUACAACUACCCCAAAAUUCUUAGAUAUCCUUGGUCUAGAACUAUUACUAUGAAAGGUGUUUUGUGUAAUCGCGCUAACAUGCAAUAUGACACCAAAAAAAUUAUAGGUCUUCAAUCUUUGAACGCAGGAAAUAAAUGGAAAAGCUUAUUGUCGAAUGAUAGAGGAAUAAAAAAUAAAGAUGAAUAUUCUUUAAAUUAUCCACUUAUGGUAGAAAAGAUUAAAAAACCUUUUUGUAAUUCUUUUGCUGGUUGCAAAAAUAUAUGAUAUUCGCUUAUGAUCGUCUCUGCCUUAUUUAAAAUUAUUUUAAAAAGAAUGAUUGCAUACUUAUAUCGAAUUAUUAUAUAAUUAAAUUUGGCAGACUGACCAAUUUAUCUAUUUAAUGCUUUA
Messenger RNA from Gordionus sp. m RMFG-2023, 674 nucleotides. RefSeq lists its product as uncharacterized. The record is from RefSeq and is a predicted model, not a curated record. Bases 42 to 551 code for a protein of 169 amino acids. The transcript has 3 exons. Lineage: Eukaryota; Metazoa; Nematomorpha; Gordioida; Chordodea; Parachordodidae.